Messenger RNA from Zootoca vivipara (common lizard), 2831 nucleotides. The record is from RefSeq and is a predicted model, not a curated record. NCBI's taxonomy places the organism in Eukaryota, Metazoa, Chordata, Lepidosauria, Squamata, Lacertidae.
UUUCCUAUCUCUAUGCCGCACUUGGCCCGAGCAGCCUCUCUUUGCUUCUCUCCGCAGAGAGCGAGUCGAGCCAUCCUCGGGGCAUGCAUGGCCUGUUAACUUAGACUGCAGUUGUGUUUGAAAGGAUAGGCUCAAAUAAAAAGGCAUAUAAUUCAGGUGGGCGUGGGGGAAGAGUCCUCUGACUUAUAUGAUCUAUGGUCAAAGAAUGUAUUGCGAAGAAAGACACAGCUGCUUAAAUUUUUAAAAAAUGUAAAACAUCCUACUCUGGAGUAAACAAACGACUUAAUUCAAAGCAAAGCAGGGCUCACUAGCACUUAAAUCUUGAAAUUCUAUUUUCAGUGUGGAUGGGGCAACAAUUGUUGUACACCAGGCCACUGAACUUUGCUGCUUUGUACUUACCUAGAAUGAUUUCAGCUUUGGUGAGAACAUGUACAGUGGAACCUUGGUUCUCGAACGCCUUAGUUGACGAACAAGUCGGAACCCAAACGCUGCAAACCCAAAGUAAGUGUUCUGGUUUGUGAACCUUUUUUGGAAGCUAAAUGCUUCCAUUCUGAGCGCUUCCGCUGAGGUCCCAAGCACCCACACAACUCGCUGGUGAUAUUUGGAGCUUAUAUUUGCCAAUUUUGUUUUUGCAACUUUGGCGAUUUUGUUUCUGUGAGUAUUUUGGUUAAUUUGUUUUUGUGACUUUGUGGAACCCAGCUACUGUAUUUUCAGGAGCACUCUUGCAAUUUGAUUGUGUGACUGUGCGAAAAUGGAUAAAAGUUGCAAAGGCAAGAGAACCAUUAACAGAGCAACAAUAGAGGUGAAGAAGCAAAUUAUUUCCAAGCAUGAAAGUGGUGUCCGUGUAAGUGAUCUGGCAACACAGUUUGGUAUGGCUAAAUCUACAAUUUGUACCAUCUUAAAAAAUAAGGAAGCCAUUAAAGGCGCCAAUGUUGCAAAAGGUGUUAAAACACUCACAAGGCAACGAACACAGACAAUUGAAGAAGUGGAAAAAUUGCUUUUAAUAUGGAUAAAAGAAAAACAGUUGGCCGGUGACAGCAUUUCUGAGAGCAUAAUUUGUGAAAAAGCUUUACAUUUGCAUGCUGACCUCAUCAGAAACACCCCUGGAGCAAGUGCUGAGGGUGAGAUUUUCAAGGCAAGUAGAGGUUGGUUUGAUAAUUUUAAGAGGAGAAGUGGCAUACACAGUGUGGCGAGACAUGGUGAAGCUGCCAGUGCCAACAAAUUAGAUGCUGACCGAUUUGUUUUGGAUUUUAAAGAUUAUGUUGAGUCACAGGGUUUCGUUCCCCAACAAGUUUUCAACUGUGAUGAGACAGGCCUCUUUCAGAAAAAAAUGCCAAAGAGGACCUACAUAACAAAGGAGGAGAAAUCAUUGCAAGUGAAUGGUGAUGAUGUGGAGGAGGUAGUGGAGGACCACAAGACUGAGCUCACCGCAGAAGAACUUCAAAACACUCUGGUGGAGCAGCAACAGGUGGCACGUGAGGAAAUAUCUGAGGAGGAGGAGAGCAGAGAAAUUGUAUCUACUGCACUGAUCAAAAAAAUGUGUGCAAAAUGGGCUGAAGUGCAAAGUUUUGUUGAAAAAUACCACCCUGAUAAAGCUGCUGCAAGUCGUGCCACCAACACUUUCAAUGAUAAUGCUAUGUCUCACUUUAGACAAAUUUUAAAACAUCGGAAAAAGCAAAUCUCAAUUGAAAAAAUGAUAGUGAGGAAAAGAAUCAGCAGGUCUGAACCAGGUGUCAGUGGUGUAAAAAAAGCAAGAGAAGUAACAGUAGGAGAGGAGUCACCGACUGCGAUUGUAGAAGAGGACCCCGACCCCCCAUCCAAACAAUGACUAUCAUCAGUGAAGCUUUACACAAACUGGUGCCAUGUCUAGCCCUGAACUGGCACUAAAUCUUGAAGGGGGGGGAAUGGACACCCCAAAAGUGGAUAACUUUGAGGUCCAUGCUGGAUCGCCUGGAAUGAGUGCUGAGGAUCCCCUUGACAGGCUGUCUGGUGGGAAACUGUCUGAAGAACCCUUUGAGCUGUCAGAGGAAGAGACUGAGCCAGCCCUCAGUCCUGAAUAACUCUGGCACCAAUUGGCCUGGGCACAGACUGAAGAGCAAUGACAUAGCAUGGGUCUACAGACCCAGACGUUGUACAUGGUAAGAAAUUGUUGGAACUCCUUUAUUACCAACAGCUGGGGUUAGGGUGUUAUGUAUGAGGCCACAGUAUAUAAGGUCUCACACAUUAGCCUUCUAGUUGUAGGAAACAACACAGAUCUCUCUUCUUGUUUGUGGGAUCCUUAGUCCUGCUUCCAAUUCCCUCACCUUGCUGAAUUCACUGUGAUGUUGAACUUGGGUGUAGUUUUGGAUCACAUUUUGGACCUAGUCUGAUUCUCUGUGCUAGACUUUGCCUCAAGACCAUAGCCCCCUGAAGGCAUGCCCUGCAGCACGACAGUUGUUUCAUUUAACCAGUGUCCUUAGUGAUUCAUAUCUAUCCACUGGUAUGUUGCAGAUGCCACCGCUAUUGCAUCGUUUGGUGUUAAACAGUGACCAGCAUCACAUGCUCUUUGACCUGAUAUAACAAUUCCUUGAGAUAGUCACAGAAGGAAACGUUUGCAGUGCAAUCCUGUACAAUUCAACUCAGAAAUAUUCCUCACUGCGUUCAGUGGGGCUUACAGGUAAAGGUCUAUAGGAGAGCUUUAACUAAACUUUAAUUCGUAAAGUAACACCCCUCCCCAAAAAGCCCCCUAGGUUUCAAAACUUAUUUGUUCAUUGUCAGUUCUUUUUCACAUUGUUUUGUGCGGCAACUUCUUUUUUAAUUCUACAGAAGUGCAAUCAAGGUUAUGGUUUGAA